AUGAAAUUGAGUCGUAUCGCACUUGCUAUGCUUGUUGCCGCUCCAUUCGCUGCUGCUAAUGCUGGUGUAACUGUUACACCUUUACUACUUGGUUACACUUUCCAAGACACUCAACACAACAAUGGUGGUGAUAAAGGCGAGUUAACUAACGGUCCUGAAUUACAAGACGAUUUAUUCGUUGGUGCUGCACUUGGUGUAGAACUUACUCCAUGGUUAGGUUUUGAAGCUGAAUAUAACCAAGUUAAAGGUGAUCUUGACGGUACUGGCGUAGCUGGUUCUGAAUACAAGCAAACUCAAAUCAACGGUAACUUUUAUGCUACUUCUGAUUUGAUCACUAAAAACUAUGACAGCAAAAUCAAACCGUAUGUAUUGUUAGGUGCUGGUCAUUACAAGUACAAACUUGAUGACAUGUCUUACCAUAACAACGAAGAAGGUACUUUAGGUAAUGCUGGUGUUGGUGCUUUCUGGCGCUUAAACGAUGCUUUAUCUCUUCGUACUGAAGCUCGUGGUACUUAUAACUUUGACGAAAAAUUCUGGAACUAUACUGCUCUUGCAGGUCUUAACGUAGUUCUUGGUGGUCACUUGAAGCCUGCUGCUCCUGUAGUAGAAGUUGCUCCAGUGGUUCCAGUUGCUCCAACUCCAGUUGAACCAGCUCCACAAGUUCUUACUGAAGAUUUGAACAUGGAACUUCGUGUGUUCUUUGAUACAAACAAAUCAAACAUCAAAGAUCAAUAUAAGCCAGAAGUUGCUAAAGUUGCUGAUGCGUUAACUACAUUCCCGAAUGCGACUGCUCGUAUUGAAGGUCAUACAGAUAACACUGGUCCACGUAAGUUAAACGAACGUUUAUCUUUAGCUCGUGCUAACUCUGUUAAAUCAGCACUUGUAAGCGAGUACAACAUUGAUGCAUCUCGUUUGUCUACUCAAGGUUUCGCUUGGGAUCAACCGAUUGCUGACAACAAAACUAAAGAAGGUCGUGCUAUGAACCGUCGUGUAUUCGCGACAAUCACUGGUAGCCUCAUGGCAUUAAAUGCCUGUACGUCGACACCAAUAAAUUCAAAUCGUGUUUCAAUCCAAAAACAAUAUCCAAAUGAAGUGAAGUCAUUGAAAAAUGGGCUGUCCAUAUAUUUUCAACCGAAAUCAACAGACAUUGAAGCUGAGUAUAAACCUGCUUUAUCUGUUGCUUCACAAUUAUUGAAAGACAAUAAAAAUUUUGUUCUCUACAUUGAAGGCCAUACAGACAGUACUGGCUCUUUGGCUGCAAAUAAUAAAGUAUCGUUAACGCGAGCAAAUAUUGUCAAAGAUUUUCUCUUAAAUGAAUAUCAAGUCAAUCCAGAACAAUUGAUUACGCUCGGUUUAGGACCAACCAAGCCAAUUGCUGAUAAUAAAACAGCUGAGGGACGAGUGAAAAAUCGACGAGUAACGGUGACUUUAAAAAUUAAGUAA
Oppiella nova is the source of this 1443-nucleotide messenger RNA. The record is from the annotation of a GenBank genome assembly. Lineage: Eukaryota; Metazoa; Arthropoda; Arachnida; Sarcoptiformes; Oppiidae.